AUGCAUGUCCUCCUUGGUGAAACGAAAGAGGCCAUAUCACACCAAACACAACAGCAAGAGAGGCGCCAUGAAAAUGGCAAGAGUGAAGAAUGUCUUCGCGAGCUCUUCCAGACGAACCCAAAAGAUGAUAAAGAACGGAUAAUCCGCAGAAAGGACAAUACUCUUACCCUUUUCAAAUCAUCAUACGAAUGGAUUCUAAAUGCUGAGGAGUUUCAACGCUGGCGGACCGACCCUGAAAGCCGCCGGCUCUGGAUCAGAGGGGAUCCAGGCAAGGGAAAAACGAUGCUUCUUUGUGGUAUCAUUGAAGAGCUAGAAAAAAGCGAUCCGCGUCCGCUAUGCUACUUUUUCUGCCAAGCUACAGUGCCAGCGUUGGAUAACGCAACGUCCGUCCUUCGGUCCCUAGUUCUUCAACUGGCUCAGAAGUAUCCCUGGCUCCGAAACCAGGUCUUGGCUGUGUAUGAGAAGGGCGGCAAAGCUCGUUUCAAUGAUCACAACGCUUGGGGCACUAUGUAUGAGCUGCUCAAUUCUAUGCUCAGCGACCCACAAUUGGAUGGCGUUUUGUUGAUUGUGGAUGCGCUCGACGAAUGCACAACAGAUCGUCCCAAGCUGCUUCAGUUCAUCAAGAAUCUCUCGACAAUUUCCCGCGCUAAAGUCAUUAUCUCGAGUCGAAAGUGGAACGAGAUUGGCGAGGUGCUCGGCGAGGAGAAUACAAACGGGUCCACUAUUACCCUCGAAUUACACGACGAUCUGAUCUCCAAAGCGGUCCAUUCGUACAUCGACCGAGAGGUUGAAGAGCUGGCUAGCUGCAAAAAGCUCGACGAAGAAACCUGCUCGAAAGUCCGCGUAUACCUGAGAAAUCAAUCACAGAAUACGUUCCUUUGGGUCUCCUUAGUUUGUCAAGCUCUUCUUGAUGGCGUCGUCAAGAAGCAUAACAUCAUGAAGGUGCUUGAGACAUUUCCGCCUGGACUCGAUGCAUUUUAUGAGCGAAUGAUCAGUUCGUUGCCCUCUCUGGAUGAAGAUUUGUAUAAAGAGAUACUGUCUGUCAUGCCGAUCCUUAAACGACCCGUUACGAUCGAGGAACUUCUUCCCCUCCUCCAUUCACAUUUCAGUUGUGAUACGGAAUCUUUGGUAGAAGUCAUCGAGUUAUGUGGGUCUUUCUUGAACAUCCAAGCAGAGAAGAUUUACUUUGUGCAUCAGUCGGCUUUGGAAUUCCUGAAAAGCAGUGCUUCAAAGCUUUCCACCGUUGCAGAGCGACACAAGUCCCUUUUUUUUAUCUCUAUGGAUGUCCUCAACAGACCUGGACAUCUCAAACGCAACAUAUACGAUUUGAAAGAGCUCAGUACAGGCGUGGCGGAGAUCCAUACCCCUGACCCCGAUCCUUUGUGUGCUUUGCAGUACUUCUGCACCUAUUGGGUAGACCACUUGGCAGAUUGGGUCUGUCAGGAAAGGAUAGCAAUGGGAAAGCCGAUGCUACAAGAGGACCGUGUCAUUUCCGAGGUUAGCGGCUUCCUCAGGAGAAAAUUUCUCAACUGGAUAGAGGCACUUAGCCUCCUUCGCCAAAUACAACAGGCCCUACAAGCCAUCCAAAACCUGCAGGUUCUAUUCAACCGAAAUCCAAACUCAAUCGAACAAGGCCUAUCAGCUUUUCUUGAUGACGCGAAUCGAUUUCUACUGUACCACAGAGUGGUGAUUGAGAAUACCCCUUUACAGCUCUAUGCUUCAGCUCUGCUGUUUAGCCCCAAACAAAGCAUUGUGAAGGAGCAAUUUCGGGAUGAAGCGCCUGACUGGGUUACAAUUACGCCUGGCCUGGAAGCAACAUGGAAUGCGUGCUUGCAGACAUUAGAAGGUGAUACGAAUUAUGUAGAUGGUGGCUGCACCAUAGCCUACUCCCCCGAUGGGGAGUGGCUUGUUACUCGUUAUUUCGACGGCACUGUGAAGCUUUGGCAUGCGAAGAGCGGCACCUGCACGCACACAGUCAGCACGCACGGCGAGGGGGAUGAACUAUACAGUCAGAGCAAGCCAUGUGGGUCAACGUCAGUGGCUUUUUCAGCAGACGGCAAAUCAUUUGUAUCAUGCCUCUUUGACGGUGUCGUGAAGGUCUGGGAUAGAGUCACAGGCCGUUGCACCCACCAGCUUGAACCACAUUCAUCUGACGCCGACGCAAUGACCAUCUCGUCAGAUGGGUCCACGGUUGCAUUUGUCAUCCUGAACAGGGCGAAGUUGACUCUAUAG
Molecule: messenger RNA, 2232 nt
Organism: Colletotrichum lupini
Lineage: Eukaryota; Fungi; Ascomycota; Sordariomycetes; Glomerellales; Glomerellaceae
Exons: 3
Coding region: 1-2232 (743 amino acids)
Molecular function (GO): protein binding
Source: RefSeq, a predicted model, not a curated record